CAUCGCCAGCCACGCGUCUCUCUCCCGUAGGCUUCAAUCUUCAGCCGUGAAUCUCCAGCGUGCUCUGGAUUCAGCCAUGGAGCUUAUCUCCCACCGCCGAUCGCUGAUCUUCCUGGCCGUGCCGCUCAACGUGUGAAGAAAAAUCCCACCGCCCGGCCGUCGUUAUUUCCAGUGCGCGCUGCUCUUCUUCCAGCCGGCGCUCGCCCUGGGUCACGCCCUCGACUCCGCCCGGCGCCCGGCGCUCGGACCACGCCCCUCUGCUCGCUUGUUCCAGAUCACCCAUGCCGCGACCCCCAGUUUCCUCCCAUGCCAGCGCAUCUCCCAUCCCCUGUGUUUCCUCUCUGCUGAGCUCCCAUGGCAGUUCUCUAGAGCUUCCUCGCCGCGCGCAGCCACUCCCUUCUCUCUCCUGCUCCCUCGCCGGCGUACCUCCCUGCGUGCUCCUCCCGUGCAGCUCGCCUAGCUCCCUCAAGCUUCUUAGUUCGUCCGCCCGCGAACGCCCAUGGCGCGGUCGCUUCUCUGUGCACGCGCCGUCGCCCUGAUUUCCUGCUCCCUGGCUCCAACUCAAGUUCGCUUGACCGCGCGUGUCCCUGCGCCGCACCCUGAAGCCUCCUGCUCUGGCGCCCAGCUCCCUGCGCCGAGCGCUUCUUCUUUCCCUGCGCCCUCCCCUUGCUUCUCUCUUCCAGCUCGUUCAGCCAGCGAGGUCCCUCCCAGGUCUACCUGCUCGCAGUGCCUCUGGUUCCGGCUGCAGUUCGGUGCUUGGAGCUCCCUGUCCGUCCUUUCUGCCGAGCGAUUUUCUUGCGCGCGCGCGCAGCUCUGGCUCGUUCCCCAUGGUGGCCGCGGUGCCUCUCUGCCUGCUGGAACUUCCUUGUCCGCGAACUCCUCCCGUCCGUGCCAGUCGCCGUUUCUAAGAUCGGUUCCAAGCCGCAGUGUGCCCAGCUGCUUCUUCCUCUUCCCAUGGCGUCCAUCUUCCUCGGCUCCUUUCAGCUCGGAUCCCUGCGCGCGGAGUUUUUCCCCUAGCCAAGAUCGUCCUUGCGCGCUGCCGUCGCCUAGUUCGCGUCCCGCUCUUGCUCCAGCUAUGGCGUUUCGUCGUCGCAGUUCCCUGUCCUCUGCGCGCCCUGCUUUUUGUGCGCGCGUGCUCGCCGUCUCUGUUCCAGCCGUCCGCACAAUUUUCUCUGCUCCCUUGCCAUGGUCGUCGCGUGUCUGCGCGCAGCUCGCUGAGUUCGGUCUCUGUUCUUCCUGCGCCCAAUCCAUGCCCGCGCUUUGCUUUCUACGCGCUGGCCACAGCUCAGAGUUUCCCUGCGUGAUGUCACAAAAACCGCUUAUUGUUGAUGUCGCGCUUCGUGCAUCGUGUGCUCGACGGAGGUCCCAAGCCUGUUGACAGCACACGCGCAAGCUGACGCGUGAGUUGCAGAAUCGGGUGCGAUCCUGCGCUAUGAAUCCGUCAUGACGUCGGGUGGCGAGGAGAUGGGAAGUCGGUCAGUUUUCAGUCAGAUCCAAUGGUGGAACAGCAAGGCUCGUGCGACACUCGUCAGACGCUCGACCAUAAAGCCUAAUUCAGGAGUGGCUACUCCGUCUUCUUCGCCAUAUGGAAAUCGUCGCGCUGACACGUCGAGGUCGUCGAUCGUCAUCCUCGUCUACGCCAAGUCCCCAAGCCGUGAAGACGCUCUAGUAUUGGCCACACGUCACCAGCUCGACAAAAAAAAGAAUCCCACGGAUAUUCGGUCAAGAAUGGAAACUGUGUGCCUCGCUCGCCGAACGUGUAUGAUCAACGGCGUCAGCCAGAACUCGUAGUCGUGCUUGCGACUAUCGCGUCAAAUUAGAUAGGGUAAGCAAAUUUAUUAUUCGUGCGAGUGGAUUAAUGAAUGAUCUAAACUAGGUCUAUAAAUAGAAUUGUGGUCACAAUAAAUGUUAGUAAUUUACUAAUUUAGC
Molecule: messenger RNA, 1929 nt
Organism: Zea mays
Lineage: Eukaryota; Viridiplantae; Streptophyta; Magnoliopsida; Poales; Poaceae
Exons: 1
Coding region: 500-1378 (292 amino acids)
Source: RefSeq, marked validated